AUGGAGUAUGCAAUCAAGUUCGAAUUCCUGGGGUCAAACAAUGAAGCAGAAUAUGAGGCUCUCAUCCUAGGACUUCAGCUUUGCAUUUUGGCGGGAGCUACAACUAUUGAGGCCCGAUCGGAUUCUCAACUUAUAGUGGGUCAGGUCUCAGGAGAGUACGAGGCCAAGGAGGAUAACAUGAGAAUGUACCUAGCUAAGGCCCAAGAGUUCAUCAAAAAACUCUCCCAUUUCCACAUCAGCCACAUACCCAGGUCGGAAAAUCAACAAGCCGAUGCUCUAGCUCGCAUGGCCAGCUCGGCAGAGGGGUCAGCUCCUCGGACCAUCAUGUGGGAGGUACUUCGCCAGCCCAGCAUAAAUGCCAAGGAACAGUUGAUCCUAGAUCGAACAUCUACUUGGACGGACGAAGUGGUCGGAUUUAGGGAUGGAAUCCUCCCAGCAGAGUCAAGGAAGCCAAAAGGAUCAAGCACCGAGCAGGGAAAUACACCAAGGGGCGUGUGGCAGCCACCAAGGAGGGAGAACUAUAGCUGGGAAAGCUCUAAGGGCGGAUACUACUGGCCUACUCUCAAGGCAGAUGCACAAGAACUGGUGAAGAGGUGCCCAUCUCCAGAUCCAUUCGGAUAUUCCCAGAGCCCCAGCCACCCCCCUCACCUCCAUUCAAGCAAUACUGCCAUUCGACAAAUGGGGCAUGGAUCUACUUGGCCCCUUCCCCCAGCAUCAGGUCAGCGCAAAUUCCUAAUAGUGGCAAUAGAUUACUUCACCAAGUGGACAGAGGCCGAGCCACUCGCUCCAUCACUGACAAAAGUGCAAGCCUUUAUCUGGAGAAACAUAAUCACGCGAUUUCGGGUACCCCGAGCCCUGGUCUCAGACAAUGGUCGGCAAUUCAACAGCGGACCAACUCGGGAUUAUUGUGCUCGUUUCGGCAUACAAACAAGGUUCUCAGCAGUGUCCCGACCACAAACCAACGGUCAAGCUGAAGCAGCUAAUAAGAUAGUGCUCAAAGAAAUCAAAAAGUCCCUUGACGCAGCAAAAGGGGAUUGGGUAGACGACCUACCCGGAGUUCUCUGGUCUGCUCGGACGACCACUAAGGAAGCAACUGGACACUCCCCCGUUCGGUUUGGUAUAUGGUAG
Beta vulgaris subsp. vulgaris (sugar beet) is the source of this 1128-nucleotide messenger RNA. RefSeq lists its product as uncharacterized. Gene Ontology annotation, molecular function: nucleic acid binding; RNA-DNA hybrid ribonuclease activity. Gene Ontology annotation, biological process: DNA integration. The record is from RefSeq and is a predicted model, not a curated record. The coding region runs from base 1 to 1128 and encodes 375 amino acids. NCBI's taxonomy places the organism in Eukaryota, Viridiplantae, Streptophyta, Magnoliopsida, Caryophyllales, Amaranthaceae. The transcript is spliced from 2 exons.